AUGACUACAGCGACCCCGCCUGCGCAGGCCCAGAUCCUCGCCAUGCCCGAGGGCCUCAACCCCGACACCCUCGACACGCUGACCGAGCUCGCUAUACUUCUCAACCGCCUGCGCAUCCCGACCUCCGCCUCCACGACCACCGGAGCUACGCCCGCUGCCACCACCGCGACGGCUGCGCCGACGCCCUCGCAGUCCCAGUCCCAGUCGCAGCCUCACCCCGCCGCGUCGUCGCUCCACCGGCCGGCCUCGCAGUCCUCGCAGGCGCAGACCCACAACGGCGCCACCACCACCACCCACACCGGCGAACUCUCGCUCAAGGAGAUCGGCCCCGCUGCCGACGUCCUCAAGCACCGCUUCCAGCGCGCGCGGGUGCUCGUCCGCGCGCUGCCCGACACCUCGCGCGGCACCGCCGAGCAGCGCGCCGAGAUCGCCGCCCUCGAGGACCGCCUGCGCCGUCAGCGCCGCGUGCUCACCGCGCUGGGCGAGAUGGGCGCGCGCUUUGCGGCCGCGGGCGGCGAGGACGUCGCAAAUGACGAGGACGAGGAUGACGGCGAGAGGAUGGACUUGGAGUGA
This is a messenger RNA of Durotheca rogersii, 573 nucleotides long. RefSeq lists its product as uncharacterized. Gene Ontology annotation, molecular function: transcription coregulator activity. Gene Ontology annotation, biological process: regulation of transcription by RNA polymerase II. Gene Ontology annotation, cellular component: mediator complex. Bases 1 to 573 code for a protein of 190 amino acids. The transcript has a single exon. The record is from RefSeq and is a predicted model, not a curated record. NCBI's taxonomy places the organism in Eukaryota, Fungi, Ascomycota, Sordariomycetes, Xylariales, Xylariaceae.